Messenger RNA from Varroa destructor (honeybee mite), 1628 nucleotides. RefSeq lists its product as uncharacterized. Gene Ontology annotation, molecular function: RNA binding; DNA binding. Gene Ontology annotation, biological process: ribosomal small subunit biogenesis; ribosomal large subunit biogenesis. The record is from RefSeq and is a predicted model, not a curated record. Lineage: Eukaryota; Metazoa; Arthropoda; Arachnida; Mesostigmata; Varroidae. Gene Ontology annotation, cellular component: nucleolus.
CGCCCGUUCGUUGGCGUCUAUCCACACGGUGUCUGUAACUCUCCCGUGCAUAAAGCAGGAGGCUCACACUUCAUCCGCACAGUGUAGUUCAGCUGUACAUGGACGGAUGCAAGUGUGUAGAAGAUGCGUACGACAAAUGAAGCGGGCAACUCCUCACCGAUGGUGAAGGAAGGAACGGCCUUGCCGGAGAUGCGUCGCGAUGACGAGUUUUUUUGUUCUCUAGUGGACUGUAUUCCUGCGAGAUACUACUUCGAUCAGGAUACAGCAAAGGAGAUCCGUGAUAACAUUCUACGAAAGACGGAUGAUGUUUUUAGUAGCUGUAACCAUGGAAGCAAAUUCAAGGUGGGCCAGGUAGGCAAGCAUAAAUUCGCCAAGCUCAAUCCACAGAUUAACAAAAGUGUCAUGCAGAUUCUUAAAGAGGUGGACGAACAAGAACGCGGAAUCGCUAACAGGAAGCAAAGGAAAAUGAAGAAAGAUCGUCUACAUAUAUUAAGUAAACAAGGCGGCACUUUACAUUCCGCUGCGCUAGAUCGGGCGUCGUCUAUUGAGGCGCUUCAACAAACUCUUCGAGCCAAAGUUGAGAUAAUGAAUAAAGGCCGGGAUCUUGAGAAGAUUCGGGCACGACGAGAGCUACAGAAGUUGAAACAUCAGAAAAAUAAGAAAAAAUCCGGAAACAAAAUUAAGCAAGGUCCUCCAGAUGCUGACGAAAUCGAACAGAGGAUCGCAACCGCAUCGAGUGUUGCCAAACCUAGUUACAACGCAGAAGGAAAGAUGGUGUUCAGUAAAUUUGACUUCAGUAACUCAGCUGAAACCGAUUCACCUGUUAUUCACAAUCAUGCUCUCAAAAAGAUGACAAAUGUAAAAGGUUUGAAAGGAUACAAAAAGCAACUAGAGUUCAUUGAAGAAAAACAGAAGAAGUUCGAAGAACUUAAGCAAUCAAAUCCCGAGAAAGCUGCAGCAAUCGAAGAAAAAUCAAUGUGGUUGGACGCACUCGAUCGUUCUCGAGGCAUUAAGAAGAAGGAUAAUGCCGAGCUACUAAAGAAAACCAUUAAAAAACGAGAAAAGAUGAAAGAACGUUCGAGGAAAAAGUGGGCAGCGCGCCAAGAUACGGUUAAGAAGCAGCAGGAUGAGAAACAGGCCAAACGAAAACAAAAUUUACUGGCCCGCCGAGAAGCGAAGAUUACCAAUAAGCUUAAAAAAUUGUCGAAGAAGGGACGUGUCCUGCACGUUCCUGGCUUUUAAAGCUUCACUCAUGAAUUUCUUGUUUCCUCGGUACUAAAGACCAAAAAAAAAGCAAAAAAAGUCGGGCAACAUAUAUACAUAAAAGGUAUAUGCUAGAAGGCGGAUUUCGUAGAAAAUGUUAUUUUUUUUCUCAUAAAAAUGAAAUAAUUGCGGUUUGUUGACUGCAUGUCUCUUCUUGAUGUUUUUCAACGUUGUUAUUUUAUAUGUAAUGUGUUCUGGUGCCUAGAACCUAAAAGCGGCUGAAACACAAAACCAUAUGAAGGAAAGGUUCUGUGAAUACGUAAAGUAUCCUUUUUGUGUGCACUAAAAAAACACUGCGUGUAAAUAAAUAUGACUGAAGGACUGACUAUACCUUUACAAUAGAAGUGUCUCUAAUGACAGCUAAA